GCCGCCGGCGCCUUCGCGGUGGCGAGCGUGAGCGACGGCCUCGACGGCUACCUCGCGCGGCGCUGGCGCUGCGAGAGCGCGCUCGGCGCGUUCCUCGACCCCGUCGCCGACAAGGUGCUCGUGUCGGCGACGCUCGUCAUGCUCUCGGCGCGGUUCGGCGUCGACGUCGCGGUGCCCGCGGCGGUCAUCGUCUGCCGCGAGGUCGGCGUCUCGGCGCUGCGCGAGUGGAUGGCGGCGCGCGGCGCGCGCGACGCCGUCGCCGUCGGCUUCAGCGGGAAACUGAAGACCGCGUGCCAGAUGGCCGCGCUCUUCCUGCUGACCUGGGCCCGGCCGCCG
Aureococcus anophagefferens is the source of this 336-nucleotide messenger RNA. RefSeq lists its product as hypothetical. The record is from RefSeq and is a predicted model, not a curated record. Gene Ontology annotation, cellular component: plasma membrane. Lineage: Eukaryota; Pelagophyceae; Pelagomonadales; Pelagomonadaceae. The transcript has a single exon. Gene Ontology annotation, biological process: glycerophospholipid biosynthetic process. Gene Ontology annotation, molecular function: phosphotransferase activity, for other substituted phosphate groups. The annotation marks the transcript as partial.